AAGUUGCUCGUUAUGUCCUUAGAUCUUUUUAAUCAGAAAUUCUAGUAUGUUAGAUGUUCGUUCCUAAAUCGAUUAGAUGCAAGAUAGAUAGACAGAGUUUGAAAUCGUUUGACAAUUACCGUCUACAGAGAGCCAAAGCAGCACCAGCGGCGACGACAAUGACCAGUGCGACGCCGAGACCGGUGACCCAACCCAUCCUUCUUAAUGCCAAAUCCAGGCCCAACCACAAAUCCAAUCAGACCGCCGGAGCCUGAAACACACGGAGUAAAUCCAUGGAGAGCAUGAUCCGAUUACUGUUACAGAACCGAGAUUAUUCGAGGAUUAAGAGACCUUCUAGAGAUCCACCUUUAUCGAUGUUUACAUCUGACGUGACUCGUUGGUCAAUACUUUAACGAUGGAUCAUAGCGUCGACAGAAGAAAAGGAUUUUUAUAUCGUACGAGUAGUUUGCAUAGAUCAUUUCAUAUUUCUGGAUUUUGGAGAGAAAAUAAAGGGGAAGAGAAGCAUAGUCUAUAAAAUGGAAGAACAAAAAUGAAAGGCACAAGAGCACAAGACUGAAGAUGAGAUAGAAACGCUGUAAACGCUGAUGGAACGAACAGACCAUCACUCUCCUGCAAAUCUGAUUACCUUCUCCGACCUAGCUGUUCGAUGUUACCUUCUCCUUUUCGGCAAUGGCUUCACGAAUAGGUCUCGACGAACGUGUUGCCUAUCCUCAGGAGCUAAAAAAAAAUCUUUCCGACAAGGAACUAUGGAGUGAUGCCUAUUUCCAGGGGUGUUAAUAAUUCGCUUUACAUUAGCAGAAAUGAGAAAAAAUAGGAGAAGAGGAGCGAAAGAGAAGGAAAAGGAUAAAAAGACAAUAAAAGGAUUUAAGUGUUUUGAGAAAGGACAAGAAAUGGUUUCAAUGGUUUCCUCAGCUGUCCUUGGAGCAGCUGCAGGCACAGGAUUGGCUUUGGUAGUGGCAGUGACUAUAGUCGUCUAUAGAUAUUACGCUUUUAAACGCAAAGGAAAAUAUUGGAGUAAUCUCGAUCGAUGGCCAGAUCCACCAACCGCUAAUAAAAACAACGAAAAAACAUCUGAUAUUCAUCAACAUUCCUGUCAUGACAAUUCUGCUGCGACAUCCUACGUUUUGGAUUGUUGGAAAAAACCACAACAAAGUUAUUAUGCCGUACAGAAAACUGAAUUCAACAUCGCCAAGGAACAACACACUAUACAACCCUCACCGAUAAUGGUUGAAUCAGGUGGUUUACCCCAUCAAAGUCGUAGUUAUCCGUGUGGUGGUGGGGGAAGUGCAAGUGGACGAGCCCUUGGAAGAAAUUCAUCCGUCAGCUCGCAAAGUUCUCAAGAAGGUGCCUCAGGUCCUUCUGCUCAUCGUGGUUCUUCGCCUCAAAUCAGAGCAUUUGGACCCGAUGGACGUCAUCAUCAACAACAUCACCACCAUCAUCAUCACCAUCAUCAUGAUCCUUUACAUGCUGCUUCAUCUUAUCCACCGAGCAGAAGUUCGAGAUCACCAUCACCAGCAAGAACAGCAUCACUGGAUGCAAGAUGUGGAAGUCCAGCGAGUUAUUCCGGAAGUCUACACAGCGGAAAUGCUUCACCCUCUCAAAGUUCUCUAUCGUCAUUAGCAACAGGCGUUAGUUCAUCUUGCGGAUGUCCUUCGAUUAGUGGUAUCCAGGGAACGCCAAGAGCUAGUCGUUGUCUUUCACCACUUCUCAUUCCUCCCCCACGUGCUUCUAUUAGCGAUGGUGGUCCAGCACCUCCAGCAUCACCUUUAGGUUCGCUUCAACCAGAUCUUUAUCAAAGAAGAGAUGGUCCAGUAUUUUUAAGCGCUCGAAGAACCGGUAAAAGCCUCGGCCGAUUGCAUCUACGUUUGAAGUAUGAUUUCGAUCGAUCCGAUCUCCACGUUCAUCUAAUCGAAGCACAUGAUCUAGCUGGCAGCGAUCAAGGUGGUUUCAAUGAUCCUUAUGUGAAACUAACACUCAGUCCUGAAGUCGAUGCACGCAAGAGGCAAACGCCGAUUCAUAGAAACGAUCCUAAUCCUUUUUUCGAUCAACACUUCAAGUUUCCAGUCAGCUAUGAAGAAUUACAGGAUAAGACAUUGGUUCUACAGGUAUUCGAUUACGAUCGUUUCUCAAGAAACGACAUUGUAGGAUCGGUUAGGGUCGCGAUGGACAGUUUAGAAUUACCUUCCACUUCAUCUUCCAUCGAAGUUUGGGGCGAAAUUGAACGUGAGAAAAAACCACCUGAAGAAAUUCAAGAAGUCCUUCUUUCGCUUUCUUAUUUACCCAGUGCUGAAAGACUCACUGUGGUCAUACUCAAAGCAAGAAAUUUAUUCCCAUCGCAGGAAAAAGAGACAUUGGAUCCUUUCGUAAAGGUCAGUCUACUCUGUGGCGAUAAAAGAGUAAAGAAGAAAAAGAAAACUGCUGUGAGAAAGGCAACGACGAGUCCUGUCUGGAACGAAGCUAUGUCCUUCAACGUUCCUGCAAGUUCUCUCGCAACAUCCGCGAUCGAGGUAUGCGUCUUAGAUUCCAGCAGCGAACUCAUCGGUGGAAAUGCUAUAGUUGGCUCUUGUAUAGUUGGGCCAGCUACAGUAUCAACAGGAUCAGGUUCAGAAAGUAGUAGCAAUCAGAGUCGAGAACAUUGGCAUCAUAUGACUCAGUCGCCAAGAAAGGCUAUUGCCAUGUGGCAUACUCUUCAUUAAUUUUAUUUAUUAGACUUAAAUGUCAUCAUUCGAUAUUUAUCGAAGAAUUUCUAACGAGGCAAAUAUCUUAUAGAAAAAUCGAAAGAGAUAGGAUUCAAUAUCCUUAAAAGAAGAAAGAAUGAAAAAAAAAAAUGAGAAGAAAUCUAAUCAACUAAUUUCGUAUUAACUUCAGAAAUCAUUUAAACGAUUAGUUGAUCAAGAUCUGAUAUUGGUAAAUGAAAUGAAUGUGUUUUAUCAUACUAGCAAGGUUCGAUACCAAUCUAUGAGAUAUCAUAAUCAAUAAUUGGAUCAGCAAAGGAAAAUAUAUAUCUCCUCUUCUUCAUACUCGUACUCUAAUCUAGAUAAUCCCUUGCUCACUUUUGUGAUAGCCUUAGGGAAUAUCGUUGAAUAACGAUAUAAAACAUAAAAACUAAGUAGUGUUAUUAUACAUGUAAAAUUGGAAAAAGAAGAAGAAAGAAAAAAAAAAGUAAGAAAAGCAAAGGAUUCGAAAUUAAUGUUACUGAAAAUCCUUAUCUUUCUGCAUUACGUCAUUAUCAUGUUUAUGUUACGUUCUAUUUUACUAUAUAUUAUAUAAUAUUAUAUAUUUUAUUGAAUAUGUGAUAUAUCAUAACAUUGUGA
This is a messenger RNA of Vespula pensylvanica (western yellowjacket), 3314 nucleotides long. RefSeq names its product synaptotagmin-5 (gene Sytbeta). Lineage: Eukaryota; Metazoa; Arthropoda; Insecta; Hymenoptera; Vespidae. The record is from RefSeq and is a predicted model, not a curated record. The coding region runs from base 801 to 2696 and encodes 631 amino acids. The transcript has 13 exons. Gene Ontology annotation, molecular function: phosphatidylserine binding; clathrin binding; calcium-dependent phospholipid binding. Gene Ontology annotation, biological process: cellular response to calcium ion; regulation of calcium ion-dependent exocytosis; regulation of dopamine secretion. Gene Ontology annotation, cellular component: membrane.